Drosophila takahashii is the source of this 8344-nucleotide messenger RNA. It is a transcript of the gene sli, whose product is annotated as slit guidance ligand. Gene Ontology annotation, biological process: axon guidance. The record is from RefSeq and is a predicted model, not a curated record. Gene Ontology annotation, molecular function: heparin binding; calcium ion binding; Roundabout binding. NCBI's taxonomy places the organism in Eukaryota, Metazoa, Arthropoda, Insecta, Diptera, Drosophilidae.
UUAAAGCCAUUUUAAAGCGAAGUUAAGGCCAAAGUUUUCUGCCGCGCCGCCUUCGGAAGUCGCAGGUCGAAAAGUGCUCAAACGAGAUUUCCACUUGAAAUUCCUGAAUUUCGUUUGUCUGCGCGAAUCGGCAACGAAACGAAUCGAAUCGAAUUGAAUCACCAGAAAUCGCAGCUCGAAAAGCGCAAAAGUCGAAUUUAAAAUUGCGGCACCAGGUUUUCCAUUUCCUUUCCGUCUGCAAAGUGCCGAAAGUCAGUGUCUUUGUGUGUCAGUGUGAUUGUUCUUUGUCUCUGUGUGGGUGAAUUACGAAUUUGGAUUAGCGGUGUGUUCGCCUGAUUAAAACGAUGCGCUCAGCAGGUCGCUGCGAUGCCCCCGAGCUGCUGCUGCUGCCGGCGAUGCUGAUGAUGAUGAAGUUGCUGCCGCUCUCGGUCCGUUUUAGCUGCUGACAGCCAAGUGCAGUAUCCGCAAGAUACCAGAUAGCAUUUGGAGGAGAGAUACCCGAAACAAAGGAAAGGAAAAGUGCAUUUCCUGCUACCUAACUUGGUGUUCUACCUACGACGCCCGGUCUCCGAUUCUACCUACGAUUGCGGGAGGGAGUUACAAAGAAGAAGAAAGAGAGUAACUCGCCACUCGCUACUCGUUACUUUUCGACCGCUCGCCGUUACAAGACAUCAUCUGCCGCUCACUUCGGUCAAGAAGCGCGUUCGCGACGGCUGCAAAAGAGCGUACCGCGUACCGCCGUAGGAAAAGCGGAGUUUUCCCCGCCUUCGAGCAAAAAGGAUUUACAGUGAAAACCAGUGAAGUGAAAGUGCCAUCAUCAAUCCUUUUUUUUCCCCCGACCCCUUCGAAAUAUUUACCCAGUGGUGAUUGCUGUUGACAAAGUGGAUUGGCAUUCGGGGGACACUUUCAAUUAGGCACGUUGCCGCUGCUUCAUAAAUGUGCCACAAUGGCCACGCCGUCCAGGACGACGUCGUCGAUGCCACCACCCUUCCGGGUACUGAUACCCUUCCUGAUCCUGCUGCUCCUGCGCCAUGAUGCGCUCGUCGUCCACGCGGAACCCUAUUCCGGUGGCUUCGGCAGCUCAGCGGUGUCCAGCGGCGGGCUGGGGUCAGUGGGCAUCCACAUACCCGGCGGCGGAGUGGGCGUCAUCACGGAGGCAAGGUGCCCCAGGGUCUGCUCCUGCACGGGAUUAAAUGUGGACUGUUCGCACCGAGGACUCACCGCCGUGCCCAGGAAAAUCUCAGCGGACGUGGAGCGACUCGAGUUGCAGGGCAAUAAUUUGACCGUGAUAUACGAGACGGAUUUCCAGCGACUGACCAAGUUGCGAAUGCUCCAACUAACGGACAAUCAGAUCCACACGAUCGAGAGGAACUCCUUUCAAGAUUUGGUCUCUCUAGAGCGACUACGCCUAAACAACAAUCGACUAAAGGCAAUUCCUGAAAACUUAGUGACAAGUUCAGCGAGUCUUUUGCGAUUGGACAUCUCCAACAAUGUCAUCGUCACGGUGGGAAGACGCGUCUUCAAGGGAGCCCAGUCGCUGCGGAGUCUUCAGCUGGACAACAACCAGAUCACCUGUCUGGAUGAGCACGCCUUCAAGGGACUGGUGGAGCUGGAGAUACUCACGCUGAACAACAACAACCUGACAUCCCUGCCGCACAACAUCUUCGGCGGACUGGGACGUCUGCGGGCACUCCGGCUGUCGGACAAUCCGUUCGCCUGCGACUGCCAUCUGUCCUGGCUGUCCCGCUUCCUCCGCAGCGCCACCCGCCUGGCGCCCUACACCCGCUGCCAGUCGCCGUCGCAGCUGAAGGGCCAAAACGUGGCGGACCUGCACGACCAGGAGUUCAAAUGCUCGGGUCUGACGGAGCACGCACCCAUGGAAUGCGGGGCGGAGAACAGCUGUCCGCACCCCUGUCGCUGUGCGGACGGGAUCGUCGAUUGCCGUGAGAAGAGUCUGACCAGUGUGCCCGUCACUCUGCCCGACGACACCACCGAGCUCCGCCUCGAGCAGAACUUCAUUACGGAACUGCCGCCGAAAUCGUUCUCCAGCUUUCGACGAUUGCGACGCAUCGACCUGUCCAACAACAACAUAUCCCGGAUUGCCCACGAUGCCCUAAGCGGCCUAAAGCAGUUAACCACUCUCGUGCUGUACGGCAAUAAAAUAAAGGAUUUACCCUCGGGCGUGUUCAAAGGACUCGGCUCGCUGCAGCUGCUCCUGCUGAACGCCAACGAGAUCUCGUGCAUACGCAAGGAUGCCUUCCGCGACCUGCACAGUUUGAGCCUGCUCUCCCUGUACGACAACAACAUCCAGUCGCUGGCUAAUGGCACAUUCGACGCCAUGAAGAGCAUCAAAACGGUACAUCUGGCCAAGAAUCCUUUCAUCUGCGACUGCAAUCUGCGCUGGCUGGCCGACUAUUUGCACAAGAAUCCCAUAGAGACGAGUGGAGCCCGCUGCGAGUCACCGAAGCGGAUGCAUCGUCGUCGGAUUGAAUCGCUGCGCGAGGAGAAAUUCAAAUGCUCCUGGGAUGAAUUGCGGAUGAAGCUGUCCGGCGAGUGCCGCAUGGACUCCGACUGUCCGGCGAUGUGCCAUUGCGAGGGAACCACCGUGGAUUGCACUGGGCGGGGACUGAAGGAGAUUCCGCGCGACAUUCCCCUGCACACAACUGAGCUUUUGCUCAACGACAACGAACUGGGACGCAUCAGCUCCGAUGGCCUCUUUGGUCGCCUGCCGCACUUGGUCAAGCUGGAGCUGAAGCGCAACCAGCUGACCGGCAUCGAGCCAAAUGCCUUCGAGGGAGCCUCCCACAUCCAGGAGCUGCAGCUGGGCGAGAACAAGAUCAAGGAGAUCUCGAACAAGAUGUUCCUGGGACUGCACCAACUGAAGACGCUCAAUCUGUACGACAAUCAAAUCUCAUGCGUUAUGCCCGGUUCCUUUGAGCAUCUCAACUCGCUGACGUCGCUGAACCUCGCCUCGAAUCCAUUCAAUUGCAAUUGUCAUUUGGCCUGGUUCGCCGAAUGGCUGCGCAAAAAAUCGCUGAACGGCGGAGCGGCACGUUGUGGAGCCCCGUCGAAGGUACGUGACGUGCAGAUCAAGGACCUGCCCCACUCGGAAUUCAAGUGCAGCAGCGAGAACAGCGAGGGCUGCCUGGGCGACGGCUACUGUCCGCCAUCCUGCACCUGCACCGGCACCGUGGUCCGCUGUUCGCGCAAUCAGCUCAAGGAGAUACCGCGCGGCAUUCCCGCCGAGACAUCGGAGCUCUAUCUGGAGUCCAAUGAGAUUGAGCAGAUUCACUACGAACGCAUUCGCCACCUGCGCUCCCUCACCAGACUCGAUCUCAGCAACAACCAGAUCACCAUUCUCUCCAACUUCACCUUCGCCAAUCUGACCAAGCUGUCCACGCUCAUCAUCUCGUACAACAAGCUGCAGUGUCUGCAGCGGCAUGCGUUGUCUGGCCUGAAUAACCUGCGCGUGCUCUCGCUGCACGGGAACCGCAUCUCGAUGCUGCCGGAGGGCUCCUUCGAGGACCUCAAGUCGUUGACCCACAUAGCUCUGGGCAGCAAUCCCUUGUACUGUGACUGCGGACUGAAAUGGUUCUCCGACUGGAUCAAGCUGGACUACGUGGAGCCGGGAAUCGCUCGCUGCGCCGAGCCAGAACAGAUGAAGGACAAGCUGAUCCUGUCGACGCCCUCGUCGAGCUUCGUCUGCCGCGGCCGCGUGCGCAACGACAUCCUGGCCAAGUGCAAUGCCUGCUUCGAGCAGCCUUGCCAGAAUCAGGCGCAGUGCGUCGCCCUUCCCCAGCGGGAGUACCAGUGCCUCUGCCAGCCGGGCUACCAUGGCAAGCACUGCGAGUUCAUGAUCGACGCCUGCUACGGGAAUCCGUGCCGCAACAAUGCCACCUGCACGGUGCUGGAGGAGGGCAGGUUUAGCUGCCAGUGUGCCCCGGGCUACACGGGUGCCCGCUGUGAGACGAACAUCGACGAUUGUCUGGGCGAGAUCAAGUGCCAGAACAAUGCCACCUGCAUCGAUGGAGUGGAGUCGUACAAGUGCGAAUGCCAGCCAGGAUUCAGUGGCGAGUUCUGCGACACCAAGAUCCAGUUCUGCAGUCCCGAGUUCAACCCGUGUGCGAAUGGAGCCAAGUGCAUGGACCACUUCACCCACUACAGCUGCGACUGCCAGGCGGGAUUCCAUGGGACCAAUUGCACGGACAACAUUGACGAUUGCCAGAAUCAUAUGUGCCAGAAUGGAGGAACCUGUGUGGAUGGGAUCAACGACUACCAAUGUCGCUGCGCGGAUGACUACACGGGCAAGUACUGCGAGGGCCACAACAUGAUCUCGAUGAUGUACCCGCAGACGUCGCCCUGCCAGAACCACGAGUGCAAGCACGGCGUCUGCUUUCAGCCGAAUGCCCAGGGCAGCGACUACCUGUGCCGCUGUCAUCCGGGAUACACUGGCAAGUGGUGCGAGUACCUCACCAGCAUCAGCUUCGUGCACAAUAACUCUUUCGUGGAACUGGAACCGCUACGUACUCGUCCGGAGGCGAACGUAACGAUUGUAUUUAGCAGCGCGGAGCAGAACGGAAUACUCAUGUACGACGGACAGGAUGCUCAUCUCGCCGUGGAGCUGUUUAAUGGACGUAUACGCGUCAGCUACGAUGUGGGUAAUCACCCUGUGUCCACGAUGUACAGCUUCGAGAUGGUUGCGGAUGGAAAGUACCACGCCGUGGAGCUUUUAGCCAUCAAGAAGAACUUUACGCUGCGCGUGGAUCGCGGAUUGGCGCGGUCCAUCAUCAACGAGGGCUCCAAUGACUAUCUGAAGUUGACAACACCCAUGUUCCUGGGCGGCCUGCCCAUGGAUCCCGCCCAGCAGGCCUACAAGAACUGGCAGAUCCGCAAUUUGACCAGUUUCAAGGGCUGCAUGAAGGAGGUGUGGAUCAACCACAAGCUGGUGGACUUUGGCAAUGCCCAGCGUCAGCAGAAGAUUACCCCGGGAUGUGCGCUGCUCGAGGGAGAGCAGCAGGAGGAGGAGGACGACGAGCAGGACUUUAUGGACGAAACGCCGCACAUCAAAGAGGAGCCAGUUGAUCCCUGCUUAGAAAACAAGUGCCGUCGGGGCAGCCGCUGUGUGCCGAACUCGAACUCCAGGGACGGUUACCAGUGCAAGUGCAAGCACGGCCAGCGCGGCCGCUACUGCGAUCAAGGUGAGGGCAGCACAGAGCCCCCAACAGUCACCGCGGCGUCCACCUGUCGCAAGGAGCAGGUGCGCGAGUACUACACGGAGAACGACUGCCGCUCGAGGCAGCCGUUGAAGUACGCCAAGUGCGUGGGCGGCUGCGGCAAUCAGUGCUGCGCGGCCAAGAUUGUGAGGAGGCGCAAGGUGCGCAUGGUGUGCAGCAACAACCGCAAGUACAUCAAGAACUUGGACAUCGUGCGCAAGUGCGGAUGCACCAAGAAAUGCUACUGACUGAAAGAUGCGACUACCCAAUUGCUCGAGCGGAGCAAUAGCAGCUUAGAUGUUAGUUUAGGAACAGGUUUAAAUUUAACUUAUAGUAGUAGUAAUAGUACCGAUAGUCUUAGCCAUAGCACUAGGGAUAGCACGGAAGUUGGGGGUUUGAAGGAUGAAGUGGAGGAGAAAACUGAGGAGGAGGAGGAGGGGCGGAACGACGGGGAGGAGGAUUACCCCACGGAUGGCAUGCAGUCCGAUCUCUACGACGACUCCAUCGACGAAGAUGACGACGAUGAUGGUCUCGAUGAUGAUUAUGCGGAUGAGGAGGAUGAUCCCGAUUCCGAUUCCCAUCCCGAGCAGCUGCCCGAUCCCAAGGGUCUCGUAAGCGUGCCGGAGGAGGAGGAGGAUAUGGGCUACGACGAGGACGACGAGCGGAUCGCCAUGGAGCGGCCAAGAACGGUGAGGCCGCGGCCCGAUGAGGAGCACUUUGUGAACGAAGAGGGCAGCGGCUUCGGCGGCUUCCGGUCGCGAUUCCGGCCGAGCAGCAGCUUCCGCGAGAGCCAGCUGGCGGACAUCCGGAAGAAGCUGCUCACCGAAUCGCAGGCCUCGCCCGAACUCCCAGUUGCGGUGGCCGUGCCGAGCACUGCGAUCGAUCUGCGCGAGAGCAGCGGCCACUUUGCCAACGAUGACGAGGAUGGCGAGGACGGCGAUGACGGCGUCGAUGACGAGUUCGCCGACACGGGCGAGAACCAGGGGCGCGGCUUCUUUGGCUCCCAGCAGCAGCAGCGGAAGAGCGGUCCGUAUCAUCGCAAGAACGGCAACGAUGCCAUCAAGAUCAUCUCCACGCCGCUGGGCAAGGUGAGCAUUGUGUACCAGCAGACGGAAAAGGACUCAACAGCCGACCAGGACUCGCAGCAGCAGCAGCAAAAGAAGCCGACGCUCACCGACUUCGAUGCCCUGUCGCCGGAUCCCGAGAGCAGUCAUCGCUUUCCCUCGCCCCACCCCAAGAUUACGCCUGUUCUGACGCCCGAUGGCAAGGUGGCGCUGCUCUACCGCGGAGACUCGGAGAGCUCCAAGUACGAGCCCAUUCGCAACAUGACGCACAAGUUUGUUGGUCAGCCGGCAAAGGAGGCAAAAGUCAAAGCGGAAGACUCCUCCUCCGCGGAGGACUCUGUCUACACGGACAGCGAGGAUGCGGAGGAGGGCAAAGGAGAGGCGGGAAAGCCCUCUCCGAUAGCCAGUACGCCCAAGCCGCUGCAGCCGGAGAUUCUGGAGCCCCCAGACAACGUUCAACCGGGCGGAUCCUUCAUAAUCCGACCCACCUCCGACUCCCUGCUGCCCAUGAUCAACCGGCCGCUGUCCGAGGUGCUGGGCAUCAAGAAGAACCAGUUCCAGGAGACGCGGGUGCGCGACCAGCUGCCCACGCAGGAGCCUCCACCGCCGCUGCCCGAGGCUGCCACGUCCCGCAGUCCCGCCUCCGGACAUCAGUUUCUCGCCAAGGUCAACCUGGCCGAGUUCCCGACGUCCGGAAGAACGCUGAAUACGCCGCUGAUCCCGGGCAGCCACGACUUUGACUUCAGCCGUGACAACACGAUGCUGGACGAGAGGUCGCGGGUGCGCGAGCUGGAGAAGCAGCGGGAGCGGGACAAGGAGCACAACGAGGCCACCAGCAAGGGAGCCACCGAGGCGCACACCAUUGCCAACGAGCAGCUGUUGUCCAAGACGGAGGUCAUCAAUCUGGCCAUUGUGCCGCAGUUCGACGAGGAUAUGGAGCGACUGCAGCGGCUGCAGGAGACGGGCGGCGGCGGUCGGCGGCACCACAGGGCGCGCCAUCGCCACCGCCAGCAGUCCGAGGAGGAGCUGUCGGGCAUCCACUGCAUCAUGCAGGUCAUGAUGGGCGUGGCCGCCGUCUCGACGGUCUUCGGCAUGCUGGGCACCUUCUUCAAGCAGCGCAUCCUCGAUCAGCUGCGCAUGAUGCACUGGUAGUACAAUACGGGGGAUUCGAUGUCCCGAAUCGAAUGCCCCUUCAUUUCCCUACCCGAUCCUCCUGAUCAUGAUCAUCAGAAGCCUCUUCUACUGCUAGCGCUCAUAUACUCGUAUAUAUACUCGUACAUAUGCCAUAUAUUAAUCGCAUAAUCUAUGUAACACAGCGGCAUCGAUUUGCUUUCGUCCCCUUCCGCUUUAUAUAUCUUUAUAUAUCUUAUCCUUCGGCAAUUCCCUUGCUAACACAUGUAUUCUAUAUAUUCGCAUAUAUCAAUUUACUAGUGCAAGCUACCCAGGCGAUGUACAUAAUAACUGAACCAUAAUACGGAGAUCGAACGAUCUGGAUACGGAUAUCUAUGUAUAUGCAACUGUAGCCCCUGCCAAGUCCCCAAAGUUCCUUCUUUCGCACCUUCUUGUGCCCUGUAGAACAUUCACCAAUCAUUCGACCCAUCAGCGUAAACAAGCUUUAAGCAAGUCAUUGCAUGUGCCACGCCCCCUCGAAGUUCUGAACGCCCCCUCCCCGCAGAAAAUACAUUCCCCCAGCCUCCACCUCAACCUCCAACCCCUCCAGCAACCAUCAUCCGUCGAGGAACUCGGAAAUUGGACGUAGAACAGAUUCCUUUUGUAGAUAGAAAACGAAACAGUUGUUGGGAGAUAUAACCAGAAGGUCACAUGACACGAACGAAAUAAAUAAUGAUAAACUAAAGCUAAAGUUAUAAACAAAAAAACAGUAAAAUCGCACAGAAGCACACGGAUUACAAAAUACAAACCUGCAAGGGUCGUUUUAAACGCGCCGCUUGUUCAGGGGUCUCAAAGAAACGAGUAAACGAUAAUAACGUGCAUAACGAAAACCUUCUUUAGUCUAAGUUGCUCAAAGGAAAGUAUUUUGAUAGAACCAGAAAAGGAACGAGAAAAAGA